AUGGCCGCAAUACAGAACUUCAAGAAUUUCCUGCGCCAUGGUAAACAGGCCCGGGGGAACGCCGCUCAUGGCGAGCCCACCACAAACGUCUCCAAUGUACACGCACAGCACCAACCGCAGCGUCAACACCACCCUGAGCCUCACCAUGCCGGCAUCAGCGAGCCCGUAAUGCACCAGGCCCAGAAGCAGCACCAGGUGGCGCCCCACGGCGACUACUCCGUCGGCGCCAUCGACAACCGCAACAUCGCCGCACAGGCCGGCGACGUAGCAGCGCGCGCGGCAGGCGAAAAGCAGAAGCACCAGGCGAACGCCGCUGCCGGCUCAAAGAACAGGGACAUUGACCCUACAGUGCUCGAGCGUAUCGUGGCAGAGGAGCGUGAAGCCAAGGGCAAGCUGCCCAAGUACCCUGGCCUCGAGCGAUGGUCGUUGGUCGAGAAGAUGGGCGACGGCGCCUUCAGCAACGUCUACCGAGCACGCGAUAACAAUGGCCAGUACGGCGAGGUCGCCAUCAAGGUGGUGCGCAAGUUUGAGAUGAACUCCAGCCAGAGAGCGAACAUCCUCAAGGAAGUUCAGAUCAUGCGACAACUGGACCACCCCAACAUUGUCAAGCUCAUCGACUUCUCCGAAUCCCGGCAAUACUACUACCUCGUUCUGGAGCUUUGCCCCGGAGGCGAGCUUUUCCACCAAAUCGUCCGCCUGACGUACUUUAGUGAGGAUCUGUCACGGCACGUCAUCAUUCAGGUGGCCCAAGCGUUACAGUACCUCCACGAAGAGGCAGGUGUAGUGCAUCGUGACAUCAAGCCAGAGAACCUUCUGUUCUACCCCACCCCAUUCAUCCCUACCCGCAACCCGAAGCCGCGAGGUCCUGAUGACGAGGACAAGGCAGAUGAGGGUGAGUUUGUGAAGGGUCAGGGCGCUGGUGGUAUUGGCCUUAUCAAAAUCGCGGAUUUCGGUCUGUCAAAGGUCAUCUGGGAUAGUCAGACUAUGACGCCAUGUGGCACAGUCGGCUAUACUGCCCCUGAGAUCGUAAAAGAUGAGAGAUACUCUAAGAGUGUGGAUAUGUGGGCACUGGGGUGUGUCUUGUACACACUCCUCUGCGGCUUUCCGCCAUUCUACGAUGAGUCUAUCCAGACGCUUACCGAAAAGGUCGCACGCGGCCAAUAUACCUUCCUGUCGCCAUGGUGGGACGAUAUCUCCAAACCUGCCCAGGACUUGGUCUCGCAUCUUUUGACUGUUGACCCUGAGAAGCGAUACGACAUCAACCAGUUCCUCAACCACCCCUGGAUUCGGGAAGCAGAUGAGCUUACUUACGCCGCUCACGACGCGCCACCUCUGGCCACCCCUGCCCUUCGACAAAAGCAAAAUGCGUUCGAGGCAGCUGGUAGCGGCAACCCUCUCCAGCAAAACUUUGCUUAUCUAGAGUCACCGGGAGCCAGACGCCAGGACUUCCGAUCUCCAGGUGCCGUCAACUUGCGAGAAGUGUUUGACGUUGGAUAUGCUGUACAUCGACAGGAAGAGGAGGGUAAGAGGAGAAAGAAUUUCAAGCAAGGUUACCGGGGCGCAAACGCCAUCAACUCCCUGAAUGCGCUUGACGAGGACGAAGACGACGAAUAUUCGAACGAGUCGGUACCGUAUGAUUCAUCGGCACAACAUCCUCCUGCGAAGCUUCCUAAGUCGCAAGCGUCCGAUGUCUCUGCUAUGGAACAGAAAAUGCGCAACACAACCCUUUCCGCCGCAGCCCAAGCACGGCAACCUGCCGCGCCUCGUCAAGAACGUGGGUAUGGCCAACAUUCGCCUGCUGUGGCCGCAGCAGCCAAACGCCAGGUCAAGAGCAAGGGCGCUUUCGAGCUUAGCCUGGACAACGCAACACUCCUCGGUCGAAGGCAUAAAAAGGCGCCCGAGCCCAGUGGAUUGCGCGAGCAGGUCUCGACAUGA
Molecule: messenger RNA, 1935 nt
Organism: Didymosphaeria variabile
Lineage: Eukaryota; Fungi; Ascomycota; Dothideomycetes; Pleosporales; Didymosphaeriaceae
Gene: srk1
Product: MAPK-activated protein kinase Srk1
Exons: 3
Coding region: 1-1935 (644 amino acids)
Biological process (GO): protein phosphorylation
Molecular function (GO): protein kinase activity; ATP binding
Source: RefSeq, a predicted model, not a curated record